This is a messenger RNA of Penicillium daleae, 1533 nucleotides long. RefSeq lists its product as uncharacterized. Gene Ontology annotation, molecular function: transmembrane transporter activity. Bases 1 to 1533 code for a protein of 510 amino acids. The transcript has 5 exons. The record is from RefSeq and is a predicted model, not a curated record. NCBI's taxonomy places the organism in Eukaryota, Fungi, Ascomycota, Eurotiomycetes, Eurotiales, Aspergillaceae. Gene Ontology annotation, biological process: transmembrane transport. Gene Ontology annotation, cellular component: membrane.
AUGGGCGAAAUUAUCAGCGAAAACUCGGUCGCCGAGUCCAAAAUGGAUGGUUCAUCUAUGGAUGCUGACGAACUUCGUCUGGCUCAGAUGGGUCAUACGCAAGAGUUGAAGCGCCAUUUCAGUAUCUUGUCUCUGAUCGGCCUUGCAUCUACGACGACAAUCUCGUGGACAGGUCUUGGAUUAGGCAUUGUCACUGAGAUUAAUGCCGGUGGUCCAGGGGCUAUCAUCUAUGGAUUCAUUCUGGUCACCAUCAUGCAAUCCUUCCUGGGUGCCUCCCUAGCUGAAUUUGUGUCGAGUUACCCAACCGAGGGUGGCAUGUACCACUGGAUCGCUGCUGUAGCUCCCAAGAGAUACAGUGCUUUCUUGAGUUUCGUGACUGGGUGGUUGACAGUUUGUGGCUGGAUCUUUACUACUGCGUCAACAAACCUGAUUUUUGCUCAAGUUGUCCAAGCUCUGUAUGGACUUUACCAUCCUGACAUGACCUUCCAACCCUGGCAAACAUUCGUCAUCUAUCAGAUCCUGAAUGCUCUCACGGCUGCAGUGGUUCUGUUUGGAAACAAGAUCAUUCCAGCCCUCAACAAAUUCUCUCUGUUCUACCUCCAGAUUGGAUGGCUGGUCGUUCUUAUCACAGUGGUUUCAUGUGCACCCACCCAUCAAAACUCUACCUUUGUCUUCAAGACCUGGAUUAACAAUACGGGCUGGAGUAACAACGGUAUCUGCUUCAUCACCGGCCUCGUCAACCCGCUGUAUAGUCUGGGCGGACUCGACGGUGUGACGCACAUCACCGAGGAGAUGCCAAACCCCUCUCGUAAUGCACCCCUAGCAAUCGCCAUUACUCUAACCAUCGCCUUCGUCACUGGCCUCACCUACCUAAUCGGCCUCAUGUUCAGCGUCCAAGACUACGCCGCCCUCUCAACCACAAACACCGGGCUCCCUCUCGCCGAGCUCUUCCACCAAGCAACCCAAUCUGCCGGUGGCGCAUUCGGUCUCACCUUCAUCCUCUUCAUCGCCCUCGGCCCCUGCGUCGUAUCCUCCCAACUCUCCACAUCCCGCGUCCUCUGGGCCUUCUCCCGUGACAGCGCCAUGCCGUUCUCAAACGUCUGGAGCCGGGUCAGCAAGCGCUUCGGCAUCCCCUUCAACGCCCAAUUACUCGUCGGAGCCGCCAACGCCGUUCUAGGCUGUCUGUACCUCGGCAGUAGCACUGCAUUCAACAGCAUGCUUGGUGCAGCCGUUACGAUUAACAACGUGGCUUAUCUCAUCCCCAUUUCCACGAACAUGCUCACGGGCCGAUUGAACAUGCACAAGGGUACUUUCCACAUGGGUAAAUGGGGAUGGCUCGUUAAUGGCGUUACUGUAGGAUGGCUGGUGUUUGCUAUCACGUUCUUCAGUUUCCCUUAUACCAUGCCUCUGACUGCGCAGAAUAUGAAUUAUACCUGCGUGGUUGUGGGUGGAUUGCCUAUUUUGAUUUUGAUGUGGUGGUUUGUCGGGAGCAAGCAGUACAAGGAGAAGAUUGCUAGUGCGAAGGAAGAAUGA